AGCGUCAAUGCUUGAUCUUUCCACUUGCAACUUCUGUUUCGAGAUGUUCCGCUCUAUCAUUAAAUUGCUUUUAUCAUUUCCACCCAUGGACGUUAUGUUGUUUGUAUCCUUGCCUAUUGUACUUGCUUCGUGGACCUUCUAUGGACUUGCCGUUUUGCUCAUGUGUUUGUUACUGCUGAUUUUGUAUAUACAUGUUACAAGUUGUAUCUCAAUGGAUUGAGGUCUGAAUUGUAUUUGAAUCUGGGAUUUGUUAAAGUCGAGUAAUUCUCGUUCGUUGGUCGGAGCCAGUACUGCAACUACGACUAUUCACUAAGCAACACAUAAGUAGAGUUAUGUAAAGAGGGAAGUUCAAUAAAAAGCAACGAGCAAAGGACAGGAGAGCAGGUGUUACAAAUCAAAUCAGCAAUGACCCCGGAAAAUCUCUUCUUUCGCUCUCCAACCAAACCCGGUUUCAUUUUUAGGUGUUGUUCUCCAGCCCUCUACUUUCCUGCACGCUUCUUGAGCCCUUCGUCUUUCUUCUCGUCACUGACGGGUGCGGCUUCAGUCUUCUUCUUUUCGUCUGACUUGGGAGCAUCAACUUUCUUGGCAGACUGGACGUAAAACGUGAGUAACGAAAACGAAGGAGGGCAUGAGACGACCAUAAUUCACCUUCGUAACAGGUUUUUGCUGGC
Lentinula edodes (shiitake mushroom) is the source of this 671-nucleotide messenger RNA. RefSeq lists its product as uncharacterized. The coding region runs from base 8 to 220 and encodes 70 amino acids. Lineage: Eukaryota; Fungi; Basidiomycota; Agaricomycetes; Agaricales; Omphalotaceae. The transcript has a single exon. The record is from RefSeq and is a predicted model, not a curated record.